This is a messenger RNA of Aedes albopictus (Asian tiger mosquito), 944 nucleotides long. RefSeq lists its product as uncharacterized. The transcript has 3 exons. Lineage: Eukaryota; Metazoa; Arthropoda; Insecta; Diptera; Culicidae. The record is from RefSeq and is a predicted model, not a curated record. Bases 178 to 867 code for a protein of 229 amino acids.
UACCAGCAGGCUAGUUGGUACCGAUCAGCCGUUUUGACACCCGCGUUACGAACGGUGCUAGCCAUUCGCAAGAAACAGCUGUUUUGUGUAUUUUGUGUUGUUUCCGUGUUGCACAAAAAACUUAUCCAAUCGGCACCGGAAAAUAUCACGGCAGUUUGCUGUUCUUUCCCAAAUAAUAUGUUAUCGUUUUUAGUGCAAGAUUAUUCCGGUUGUAUUGAUAAAUAUGUAAUCUGUAGAAAAUGCUUGAAAGAGUGCGAAAAGCAUUACAGACUUGUCAGUGGCGAUAAAAGCAGUUUGUACUGUUUUGUACCAGUUGAUUCCAUCGAGCUCAACCGGUUUCUGUUGGAUCUCCGGUGUUUCCGUUUGUAUCGAGCUCUGAUAGGGAACCUAAUUAGUGGCUUAUGGAACAGUGCCAUUCAGAGAGUUAUAAUAGAAGUUCAUCCUCCCCGAAAGGAACCGUUGGACUAUGCGUGGGGUGAACGAGCAAAUCGAAUGAUGUGGGAGCGAAUAGAAUUAGACGAAAUGAUGUCCUGGUUAUCUACACUAGGUGGAGCAUUUUCCGCUCUGGGCGACUACAAACUAGCUUGUGCGGACACUGCCGGGCGGAUCUCCGUUCAACAGAUGCGGUUGGCCAUUCGACUGGGAGAGCCUUCGGUGAUAGCGCGCUGUCGACUCUACAUGGCGAUUGCAUUGAUUCAGAAGUACAAGUUUGCCGAGGCGAAAUGGAUAGUGCAACGAAUUUACCGCAAGGAAAAACGGCAAACCGAGCCGGAUACUAGGCUGAUUAAAAUGUGCCUGGGCAUUUGGUCCAAGCUGAGCUACGAGUACGAGCUGUACCAGAAGAAGCUGAAUAGGCCUAAGGAAUGAAGUGAAGAACCGACCAUAGGACGUAUUGAAAUCGAUAGUAACUAUCUAGGUGAUGGAAUAAACCUCUGUUGAAAAGA